AUUGUUCAUUUCAACAUGGCGGCCUACAUUAAAUUAUGAGUGACCACCGGCUUUCACGAUCAGUUUAAAAUGCUUGCGGUAUCUACAUUGAUUCUUGUGCUGUCUUUUGUACUCUUGUCACAGGGGGAAGGGCACUACCGGAAUUUCGCCUCGAAGACGCGUUACUACGAGCCAAAUCUUGAGGAAGACAUCAAGAAGGAAAGGGAGGGGGGCUGUUCUGCCGUUCACAUGAGCUUGGUCGCGCGACAUGGGACGCGGAAUCCGAGCAAAAGAGAUGUGAAAAAGAUCCAGCGUACGACUGAAGCAAUAGAUCAGCUAUUUAGUGGGCACCCUGUGAAAAUUGGUAAUCUCACAAUUCCUUCCCCGAGUUUAUUUACAGAAAAUAUGGAUAAGGACUUGAUUGAAAUAGGAAGGGAGGAACUUUAUAACAUGUCACGACGCGUCAAGCAGAGAUAUCCUGAAUUAUUUAAUGUAGAAAUUUUAAAAGAGAAAAUUCGCUUCGUCAGCACCAGAACGGCUAGAAGCAUUCAAAGUGCACAUGCAUUUGCACUUGGUCUUCUUGAUAGACCCCUUGUGCCAAUCGCUAUGGUAACAGACAUUGACAAGGAUCCUAUUACCAUAGAGACCCACGAUAAAGACAAUGAUCCAGUGCUAAGGUAUUUCGAUGUGUGUCCCAAGUACAUCCAUCAAGUGUCCAAGAACAAGACUUCCCUGUAUGAACAUCAUGAAUUUAAAAACAGCUCUGCAAUGAGAACCGUUGUGGAGCAUGUCAGAGACUUGUUUAAUCUUCAAGGGUCUGAGAUCAUACAUGUCAAGCAUGUGAUCGGCAUGUAUCUUGCCUGUACUUUUGAGGUGGCUGUCUAUAACAGAUCUGAUUCCUGGUGUUCGGUGUUCCGUCCAAGUGACUUGGAUGUGCUAGAGUAUUUCUAUGAUCUAAAGCAUUACUGGAAGAGAGGCUAUGGAUACAAGAUCACUUAUGAAAUUAGCUGUGUGUUAUUAAAAAAUAUUAUCAAUGCAAUCAAAACAGCAGUCUUGUCUGACAACAAAAAUGGCCCUAUUGGUAAUUUUAUGUUUGCUCAUGCGGAAACCAUACAGCCAUUAAAUGCUCUGCUAGGUCUCUUUAAAGAUGAAAUGCCUUUGAGAGCAGACAAUUACCACAGACACAAGAACCGCAAAUAUAGAGCAAGCCAAAUCUCACCGUUUGGGGCCAAUAUUGCAUUUACUGUGUAUAACUGUUCUGGACUGUACCAGCUUCAAGUUCUUUCCAAUGAGAAAAUUGUCUCUUUGCCCUGCUGUGAGGGCCCUAGAUGUCCUUUGCAGAGGUUCUUUGACUGUUUUAGUGAGGUCUACAAUAUGUGUGACCUUAAAGCCCUGUGUGAAUUAGAUAAAAAGGCUCAAGUUCGUGAGGAUUUAUAAGAAGAUUCAACACCAAGACACUUGUGAAGGAUGUUGUACAUAAAAGUGAAAAAUCCUGCACCAAGUAAUGGUUUAUUUAAGUUUUAGUUUGUGGUAUGGAAGACUCCUGUUAUAUUUUUUUCUGGGCUCAGAUUCAGAAGCACAAACUGGCAUGCAAUCAUUCUUGCAUGUGCGUUGGCUAACUUGCUUAAAACACAGUAGUAUGUGUAUCACUAUAAUAGGCAAUAGUGUGUCAAUGAAAAGGGUUAUUUGAUAUAUGUAGGUUAUACCUUAGAGAACUUAUUAAAAAACAAGAACUUUAUAAUGCACUACUGUAGAGAGAUUACAAGUAUAAUUCAGUA
This is a messenger RNA of Nematostella vectensis (starlet sea anemone), 1757 nucleotides long. RefSeq names its product multiple inositol polyphosphate phosphatase 1. Bases 70 to 1416 code for a protein of 448 amino acids. Gene Ontology annotation, molecular function: inositol phosphate phosphatase activity; acid phosphatase activity. The record is from RefSeq and is a predicted model, not a curated record. The transcript has a single exon. Lineage: Eukaryota; Metazoa; Cnidaria; Anthozoa; Actiniaria; Edwardsiidae.